AUCCCCCUUGCCCCUCUUCCCUUAUGUCUGUAAGAUGCUGUGUGCCAUUUCAGCGACGCAAUAGCCGCCUUCCUCUCGCCAUCCUUAUGACCACCCCUUCCAACCGAGAAGCUUCCCGGAUGACGAAUGACGUCAACAAGCCAUCUUUGUUCCCUUAAUGCAGCCGACUAUUUUUUUAUAUGUACAUAGCGACUCGGAGGACACCAGCAGUAGCGGUCCUGCCAGAAUAAAUAGCCACGGGCGAGGUGCGGCAGAAACCAAAUACACCGAACGGCGAUAACCAAAACAGAGGGGGGAAAACGCAUCUUGACUGUAAACAUAAUCACUCCCUUUCCUCAGAACCAACAGGGGAUAGAUUCGGUCUGAGAAGGAGAAAGGGAGCGAGACACGGUUCAGGCAAACCACGGUUCAGCCAUUUAACGCUCCCUUCCGAGUGGACUAGCACGCGCUAAUAACCCUCAAUACGAGAUGUCUGCACCGGCCCCUGCCGCUCCUGCUGGUGAUGGCCCUCCUCAACCCCCCAACCUCACCAGCAACCGCCGCCUACAGCAGACACAGGCUCAAGUGGAUGAGGUGGUGGACAUCAUGCGUGUGAACGUGGACAAGGUUCUGGAGCGGGACCAGAAGCUGUCGGAGCUGGACGACCGGGCCGACGCCCUGCAGGCGGGCGCCUCCCAGUUUGAGACCAGCGCCGCCAAGCUGAAGAACAAGUACUGGUGGAAGAACGCUAAGAUGAUGAUUAUCCUGGGAGUGAUAUGUGUGAUUGUUCUCAUUGUGAUCAUCGUCUACUUCAGCACCUAAUUCGGGGGUCCCCCCGCACCUGUCAGCACUCAUGACGCCCAAUUCCAAGCAACAGAAACAGAAAACCCUUUGAAACUAUGAGGAAAAAAAAGAGCCCCACUGACUGCCCCAGUUAACUGCCCCAGCUCCCUGCCCCUGCCCCUGACCCUGCCCCUGACCCACCCCCUCUUCACUUUGGGAUCCUUUGUCCUGUGAGUCCGCUGUUCUUGUAAAUAGUUCCUGCUUUUCUUAUCCGUAGUUAAAAAUAUGGUUCCAUUAUCAGCGUUAUUACUGACAAAACAACAACAAAAAACAAAAACAAAAACAAAAAAAAAACAAAGACCAAGGCAAAUUAUUGUUAUAUACUAAGA
Messenger RNA from Anguilla anguilla (European eel), 1151 nucleotides. RefSeq names its product vesicle-associated membrane protein 2 (gene vamp2). Lineage: Eukaryota; Metazoa; Chordata; Actinopteri; Anguilliformes; Anguillidae. Gene Ontology annotation, molecular function: SNAP receptor activity; syntaxin-1 binding. Gene Ontology annotation, biological process: vesicle fusion; vesicle-mediated transport; SNARE complex assembly. The transcript has 5 exons. The coding region runs from base 469 to 801 and encodes 110 amino acids. The record is from RefSeq and is a predicted model, not a curated record. Gene Ontology annotation, cellular component: SNARE complex; plasma membrane.